UGAUUGAUUGACUGAUUGAUUAGAGAAAAUGCUGUAUUCUACGAUCGACAACGCCUUUGUGAAACCAUAUUCACCAUUCUUAUUCUGUCGUCUUUUACAUUAUUUUCUGUGUAUCUUGUGAUGGCCCAUGGUUUUGAGUAUUUUCAUACGGCUAACUUUACUAUGGUUUACCAAACUCCUUAUACUUGGUCUAAAGAGGGGGUUCAGGUUGAUUUGAUGUGCCAAACUGACAUGCCUUGGGAAUGGUGCAGGUGGAUUCAUAUGGACGAGUACUGUGAAUGGGAAUGGAUAUCUGAGUCGGAGGGGGUGAAGCUGACUGGUUGUAAUAUGGUAGAUGUUGAUCUGAUUGGAGAAUAUAAUCUUCAUCAAUGUGGAGUUAGGGUAAUGGUGGAUGCCGAGCAUGAAGGAGAAUGGUUGUGUGAAAUAGAAAAGUAUCAUCCUGGUUUCAGUAGAAGAUAUGGAGAAGUUCUCUACGGGCAUAUAACUUUAUCUGUGAUAGAAGAUUUAAUAUAUACAGAGACGACCCCUACACUUAGUACAACACUAGAACCUGCCACUAAUACAACAUCCCAUACAACAACCUCUCCUGCAAUGGAUAAAGCGCAACGAGAACUAGAAGAAUAUGAACGCCAAUUCUUUAUUUUGAAGAUUGUUGUGCGUUGUGGAGUUAUUCUAACACUGGGAGGUUUGGCAAUCAUCUUUGGUUUGAUGUUCCUAGCUAGCUGGCGCGCUUUUGAUCAUAAUACUGGCAAAUCUGCACACCCUCCAACCGACGAUUCGUCCGACGACAUUAAUCAGGGAUUUGGUGAGGAGGACCCAAUGCUCACUAAACGACUUCUUCAAACCAGACGGAAAUCAGUCGCAUUUUCUGUCUGCGUUCUUGACAGGGACAGUAUGACAUUUGAGAUGGAUCGGAAAAAGGUUCUGAUUAAUUCCACGGAUCGGAUACCAAACGCAUCCUUUUGUCCUCUUCCUACCCUUUCAGAGGACUGCGAGACUGAAAAGAUCCCUAUUCCGCUGUCCUUGAUAACAAGACAUAAAAUCAGACAUCCCUCGGUCAACAGAGCCAGGAGGAUGUCUCUUCCUCACGGACCUCUUACUGAGGGUUUGUUGGACUGUGUUGAUGGAACUAAAAUUGGACUUCAUUGUUCUAAUCCUCUUGCUUUUUCUAGAAACUCUAUAGAAACUAUUAUGUAAUCCCCCCUCGCUACUUCGAGAAACUCUAUAGAAACUAUUAUGUAAUCCCCCUUGCUACUUCAAGAAACUCUAUAGAAACUAUUAUGUAAUCCCCCCUCGCUUUUUCUAGAAACUCUAUAGAAACUAUUAUGUAAUCCCCCCUCGCUUUUUCUAGAAACUCUAUAGAAACUAUUAUGUAAUCCCCCUCGCUUUUUCUAGAAACUCUAUAGAAACUAUUAUGUAAACAUCUACUCGUAGAAUAAAUGUAGUAUUAUAUAUA
This is a messenger RNA of Eurytemora carolleeae, 1456 nucleotides long. RefSeq lists its product as uncharacterized. The record is from RefSeq and is a predicted model, not a curated record. Lineage: Eukaryota; Metazoa; Arthropoda; Copepoda; Calanoida; Temoridae. Bases 121 to 1197 code for a protein of 358 amino acids. The transcript has 15 exons.